AUGUCUAACGACAAUGCAAACAACACAACCCCUAGCGGACCUCCCAAUGAUCGCCGCGGAUCUGUCACUUCGGCUGCCUUCUCUAACUUCUUCCACCGAAGCAACUCGACUUCUGCCGGAAACGGAAAUGGUCGCGAGUCGGCUACAGUUGCUGCUGCCCGAGACCAUCGCCGACGGCUCUCUGUCACCACCUUGGGCUUGUCUGGUCCAUCACCCGCAUCAGCAAGCACGCCCUUUGGCCUCCGACGCAGCAGCAUCUCUACCACCAACUCGAACGCGGACUCUAUUGACGAGAGUGCCGUUGAGGAUGAAGAGUCCGCCAGGAGUGCCGCUUCCCCUUUCGCACGCCGCAUGAGCUUUGGGGCACAGGCUAUGCGAAACAUGCGUCCCGGCCAGACCAGCCCUGGCUCAACUGGUAGGCCUGCCCAGCAAGCAAGACGUGUUUCCGUCGGAAACUCGCGUACACCAACCUCUGCUACCCCGUCCGCCCCGACUGCUGCGAGACGGACGAGCACCUCUCAGGCAAGCAACACACUAUCUGCAAGAACACCUUCUGACAUGCUUUCUGCUCGCUCAGACAAUGGGUACAACUGGUCCGAGCAGCUUAGGUCUCGCGCUGAAAGCAGCGUUUCGGGUGCCCGCCCAACCUUUACGGCCGCCACCUCCGGCUCGCCCCCUCGUGGCAACGGCCCACAAGACCGUGUCAAGUCGGUUUCCGAAAUGCCUGCGCCGCCCCAACAGGCUGCUGCCCUGAAGCCCAAACAACCCGAGAGACCCAAGCCCGACCAUAUGCAGGAGCGUAUUCUGAAGGGUGAUUUCUACAUGGAUUGA
Messenger RNA from Anthostomella pinea, 831 nucleotides. The record is from the annotation of a GenBank genome assembly. NCBI's taxonomy places the organism in Eukaryota, Fungi, Ascomycota, Sordariomycetes, Xylariales, Xylariaceae.